Molecule: messenger RNA, 1980 nt
Organism: Bursaphelenchus okinawaensis
Lineage: Eukaryota; Metazoa; Nematoda; Chromadorea; Rhabditida; Aphelenchoididae
Source: the annotation of a GenBank genome assembly
AUGUUGCGUUCCUUGAUAACUCGCCCGAAAUUUCAGGUUUUGGGCCGGUUUUCGAGUGAACCACCAAAAGCUGCACCACCUCACGAUGUGUUUUGUGAUCCCGAGAAUCCACAAGUGCUUCAAUUUGGGCAAAUUUCAUCGGCCGCUUUCUCGAUUCGAGAUGGGAUCAUGAAGACUGAGUGUCGACAUUCGUAUCGCUUCUCGAAGUACCUUGACAUGGAGUUGUUUUUGAAAAUGGAGUUGAAUCAGGUUACUGGAAGCUUCAAGGUACGUUUUGAAUAGAUUUGUGUUUUAAAAUGAUUUUUAAUCAAAAAACGUUGAUUUUUUGGCCUAAAAAUUGAAUUUUUCAUGAGUUUUAAUGAAAAAAGUUAUCAUAACAAAGCUUAAUCCUCCUAAAAUUUUACCUACUAGUUCUUCAUACCAUUCUUUACCAAUUUUAUUAUCUAAUUGCCCCUAAUCUAUUCUAUUUUACAGGAACGAGGAGCUCGAAGUGCACUGUUACGUCUGACCGAUGAACAACGUAAAGCUGGCGUUUGGGCCGCUUCUGCUGGAAACCAUGCCUUGGCAUUGUGUUAUCAUGGUGGUCAAUUGAACGUGCCCAUCAAUGUUGUCAUGCCUAGAUAUGCACCUUUGGCCAAGAUUGACUUUUGCUCAAAAUUAGGGGCAAACAUCAUGGUUCAAGUGGGUUUUUUGAUCUAUCCUUGUGACAUUUUAAACUAUAGCUCUAAAAUGAAUGCUGGAACCAGCUUUUAUUUUUUACAGUAGUAUUUGCAGUAUCUCAGUGAUGUUAUGACAAAUUUUCAGGGUAAAGACAUAUCAGUAUCGCGAGAAAUUGCGUUAGAAAAGGCAGCGGCCGACCCGAAUGCUGUGUAUAUCAAUGGAUACGAUCAUAUUGAUAUCCUGGCGGGAGCUGGAACAGUUGGACUAGAAAUUAUGGACCAAGUCAGGCAUCUGGAUGCCAUUGUGAUUCCAGUUGGCGGGGGUGGACUGAUCGCGGGCAUGGCAGUGGCAAUCAAAACUUUGUUUCCAGACAUUUUGGUGAUUGGCGUUGAGGCCGAGGAGUGUCCUAGCUUUUCGGUAUGGAAACUUUUUAUGACUUCUUUGUAAUUUUUGAAUUUCAAAAGAUUAAAAAUUUUAAUUUUUUAAAAAUUUGAAAAUUUCAGAACGCCUUAAAGCAAGGUAAAGCUGUCUACACGGCUUCACAUCCAACUCUGGCCGAUGGCUUGGCCGUUCCCACUGUUGGAGUUAAUGCCUACGCGUCGGCAAAGGGUUUGGUAGACAAGAUUGUUACAGUAAGUGAGCAAAACAUUGCAUUGGCCAUUUUGCGACUAGUCGAAUGGGAAAAAGUCAUCACGGAAGGCGCUGGGGCUACUUGUGUAGCUGCACUUUUAAGUGGUCAGUUUUUUGGUUUGUAAAGAAAGUUCUUGCAAUUUUUUGUUUUGUAAAGAAAGUUAUUGCCAUUUUUUAGUUUGUAACUAAAAUUCUUGCCAUUUUUUGUUUUGUAAAGACAAUUAAAACUCAUUAACAGUUAUUAAAUGAUGUUAUUCUUCAGAUACCCUACCCGAACUCAAAGGAAAGCGUGUAGCGUGCGUGUUGUCGGGCGGUAACAUCGAUUCGACCGCUUUGGGGGUUGUCAUUGAACGGGGUAAAUCAGCCUACCAAAAAAUUUAUAAAAAAUUAAACAUUUUUUAAACACCCCCUCUUCCAGGCAUGGUAACCGACAUCCGUCUGUGCAGUUGCAAUGUUGUAGUAUCGGACCGGCCUGGUGGUGUGGCCGAAUUGGCCGGCAUUAUCGGCCAAUGUGGUGGCAGUAUCAAGAGCAUGUACAUGGAUCGGACUUGGCUACGACAAAACGUGUUUUCGGUCAUGGUUAAGGUCACGGUGGAGACGAGGAACGCCAAGCACGCCGAUGAAAUCAAACAAGCGCUGAAGCAACGGUACGAAGAUGUAGAUUUUAAACUGGGUGUCAAUGUAAAGUAG